UAUGGCUGACGAGAGGGGUGGAGGAGACGACAACAUCAACGACAACAUGGGCAACCAGUUACAGCUUUUACCAGACAAUGAGGAAGAGGAGGAGGAAGAUGACAUGGAGACUGAGGACCGAGACAAUGGGGAGGCAGAGAAGCCCACCAUCAUCACCUUUGACCCCAGUCUGCCCACAUCACACGCUUACCUGGGAUCAGACAUGGAGGAGUUUCACGGCCGCACAGUCCACGACGAUGACAGCUGUCAGACCAUCCCUGUGCUGCCUCACACAGCUGUGAUGCUGGUGCCGGGUCAGACGCUGCCUCUGCAGCUGUUCAGGCCACAGGAGGUCAGCAUGAUGCGAAACGUCAUCCAGAGAGACCGCACCUUUGCUGUGCUCGCACACAGUGAUGCCAGUGAGCCGGAGGCAGAGUUUGGGACAACAGCUGAAAUCUAUGCAUACAGAGAAGAGCAGGAAUAUGGAAUUGAAACUGUCAAAGUGAAAGCUGUGGGGAGGCAGAGAUUCAAGGUCCAUGAGAUAAGAACUCAAGCAGACGGGAUCAGACAAGCCAAAGUACAGAUCCUUCCAGAACGCAUCCUUCCAGAUCCUCUCUCUGCCGUGCAGCUCACACCCCUCUCAAGACUCCACAUGCACCCCUCCUCCAAACCGCUGACACAGAGCUGCAAACAGGCCCAACGCUGGUGGAAUAACUACCAACAGAGGAAGUUUCACUGUGCCAGUCUGACGCCGUGGCCGCCCUGGGUCUACGCUCUCUACGACUCUGAGUCACUAAUGAACAGAGUGAAGAAACAGCUCCAUGAAUGGGAUGAGAAUCUGAAGGAUGACUCUCUCCCGACGAACGCCAUAGACUUCUCCUACAGAGUUGCGGCCUGUCUGCCCAUAGACGACGCUCUGCGGCUCCAGCUGCUGAAGAUCGGCAGCGCCAUUCAGAGACUUCGCUGUGAGCUGGACAUCAUGGACCGGUGCACAUCACUGUGCUGUAAGCAGUGCCAGGACACAGAAAUCACCACAAAAAACGAGAUCUUCAGCUUGUCUCUGUACGGACCCAUGGCUGCAUACGUCAACCCUCACGGUUACGUCCAUGAAACCCUGACUGUCUACAAAGCUAACAACCUCAACCUGAUUGGCAGGCCAUCCACACUGCACAGCUGGUUUCCAGGGUACGCCUGGACAAUUGCUCAGUGCAGAACCUGCGGGUCUCACAUGGGUUGGAAGUUUACAGCCACCAAGAAGGACUUGUCUCCACCUCGUUUCUGGGGUCUGACCCGUUCAGCUAUGCUCCCCCGUAUCCCCCAGGGCGAGGUGGAGGAGGGGAGAGAGGGCUCUCGGCUGUUCUGCCUGUGACAUCUGACCACCGUUAAUCAUUCAACAAAACAAGAACCUGCAACCCCCCACCGAGCCUGGAUCUUCAUGCACCCUCUGCCUGUGAUUACAUUUAGUAAUCAGAACAUCACACUCCGCCUGUCACUCUCAGCAGUAAAUCCAUCAUAUUAGUGGAAAGGUCAGUCUGCCUUUAAAUGGCACUCUAAGAUCAAUUAGAGCAGGAUGGAAGUUGUGAUGGUUCUCAAAGGUUCUUGAGAUGUGGAGGCAGCUGUGAGACGACUCAGUGCAGCGUGAUAGAGAUUAAGUCCAUGACACGUUCUAGCAUCAGAGCAUGCAGCUGGCUGAUCUGCAUCCCGUGAUACCUGCAGACAAACACCGACACAAAAACGCUUAAUGCAUAGUGUCCCUUCAACUCCGUUCCUCUGUAUGACAGAGUUGACUGCAUGCAGUUGGAAAGUCGGCUAAGUCACCUACUUUAAUCUGUUGUAAAACCAGUUAAUCUGAAUUUACUAAGCAUUCAGAUCCUUUGUGGGUUUCUCUGGUAUGUUUAUCAGUUUCGUCAUUAAGCUGCUGUAGGUCAGUGGAGGGAAUGAGAGUGCACUCAUGUUGUACUUCUAGAUCUGUCACUAAAGGGGAUAUUUUGGAAUUAAAUUGGAUGUAUUUUUGUAUGCGAGAAGACUGGAAAGUAGUUCAACAGACUCAACCGUGUGUGCUUUUUAUUAUCACACCAGUUUUUUAUGCAAACAAAAAACUGAGGUGACAAUAAUGUGUAAUAGAUGUAAUCGGUGUCUGUUUUGUAUUCAACUGAGGUUCAUUGUCCUGUCAGAGGAUGUGCUUCAGCAAACAAGCAAGUGGAUAUUAGAGAUGUCGUGGUGCCUAAUGGAGGAGUGUUAUUUAUUACAAAAAGUUAGAGCUGAUUAUCACAGAGAGCGAGAGGAGCAUUUACCCAUCUUCAUUUAGUUUGUUCAUGUUGUGUGGCAUGUUAAAAUAGUGUGCCUAUGCCCCAGCUCAGUGUCUUUUGAUAAGUUUGAUGAACCAGUGAGCCACAGGCGUGAAUGAACGAUUGUUAACGAUGAAAGGGAGAGAUAAAGAGAUAAAGAUUUAAUUAAAAGGUGUUUUUGUAGUGUUGCAGUUUUCAGGAUUUUACUUCUUGCGAUUUUGUUGCAAGGUGCUGGCUCACGUUUGUAUAAAUGUAGCUGUAAAUAAGAGGCAGUUAUAGCAUUUAUUGUGUAAUAUAACUGGUGUUCUACUGUUUGUAGAAUCUGACUCUUAUUUCACAUAUUAUAUAUUCAUGUCACAGAGAAUUGUUAGGUAAUAAUCUUUUCAUCAGUUAGCAAAGUCAUUGAUUGCAAUAAGAAAUCAUGUAGAUUGUGAAAAUGUUGGUCCGUCUGAUUGAAUGUUUUUGGAUAAAUUCUUAAAAGAACAGUUUGAAGUUUGGCAAAAUGCACAUUUGCUUUUAGUAAAGAGUUAGAAGAGAGGCUAUAAAACACUCAUGUCUGUCAGACAAUUUUGAAGCUACCACUAGCAGCUGGUUAGCUUAGCUUAGCAUACAGACUGUAAACACAGGAAAACAGAUAGCUGAGCCUGUCCAAAAGUAACAAAAUGUACCUACCAUCCUAUAACUGAACACGGACAUGUAAGAGCAACAGGGGUUAUGGCUAAUUCCUGGAUGCAGAGACCUUAAGACACUACCGUUCCCAGUUUUUUCACUUUAUUUUUUUGUACACAUUAGACAAACAGAAUAUAAACUUUAACUAAUGAGCUUUGGUAGUGCUUAGGCAGAUUUUUUUUUAAACAUGCCCAGAGUAGGACCCGCUGUUUCCCCGUGUUUCCUGUCUUUAGUCUACGCAAAGCUGACCGGCUGUUGGCUGCAGCUUCUUAUUUACUGUACAGACAUGAAAAGGUAUCUUGAUUUUGUCACAUCAGCUUUGGCAUUAAAGGGGAACUGCGCCUAUUUUCAAAAUUCAUACAUGCUAUUCCAAUAGUCUAAAACAGUCCAGAAAUAUCAGCUAACACGAACUGUCUCAAAUCCAAAAACUAGAGUACAAAAAUUCAAAUGUGUGAUAUCAUAGGGUUUAAAGUCUGGAGCUGCUCACAGACAGUGAAUUCAGAAAGAUGUUAUCGAUGACACUGAGAGCACUCGUGGGAAUUAUCUGAGUAUAUGGGUACAUUUUCUGUUACAGGACUGAGAACACUACAACAGAAAAAAGCUCAUAUGGCUAUAUAUAAAAAAAAAAAAAAAAUCUGUGGAUCCACAAAAUCAGCCUCUUGUUCAUUGAGCCGCUCCAGACUUUGUACAUGAUGACAUGACAAGUAUUAGACUUACUCAUCUGGUUUCUGCCUUUGAGAGAGACUAGCUCAUGUUCACAAAUAUUGAUUGAACUUUCAGAGAAAAUAACAUUUUGGAAUUCUUAAUGUAGAUGGUGUUUCCCUUUAAAGCAAAUUAGAUGUAUUAUCAAAAUGUCAUGACUACUCUUUAAAGGGCGAUGGAUUUAAAUGUAACUAUCAUUACAUCUUGUUCUCACAGUCCAGGCACGAUGUCAGAUGGGUGUACAGUUCUGAGUCGAGCCAACAGAGUUUGUCUUGAAUGAAUCUUUUAGUUCAUCUACAUAGUCUUGUAGUCUUCCCUUAAAAGAUCGCUCCACCAAUUUAACAUUACACCCCAUAACACUGUCUGAUUUAAAAUUGACAGUUUAAAAAAAUGUAUAAGAGUUGAUGCAGCGGGGGCACAUUUUUCUUCCUUGUCAAAUCCGGCUGCUGCCUACGUUACCCAGAAUUCGGCCAGAGAUUCAGUUGUGUUGCAAAUAUCCCCAGAAAUGUCUUUUUCUGGGAAUCAUGACCCAGUUUCUUAGGAUAGUCCACAGACCUUGUUGUGAGCAGUUUUAUGUAGGAACUAUUUUCUCUGCUGAACUACACCCACCAACCAAAUCACUGUGCAGAGGGAAGCAUGCAUCUGCUGCUAGCUCACCUAGCACUACUGAACUAGCUAACUUGAUGCAAUGAAUGUUUAGAUCUCCCGCUGUCACAAACACGAGCCUCGUCCUCGAGGAGAUGCACACUUCCCUCUGCAUGGUGAUUCAUUUGGCAGCUGUAGUUCAGUAGAGAGAAAAUACAACUCACAGCAAGGUCUGUGGAUUAUCUUGAAUAACCAAGUCAUGAUUUUUGGAAAGAGAUAUUACUGUUGAGUUUUUUUGGGGCUUUGAGCACCACGAGCCA
Messenger RNA from Plectropomus leopardus (leopard coralgrouper), 4543 nucleotides. RefSeq names its product cereblon (gene crbn). Gene Ontology annotation, cellular component: Cul4A-RING E3 ubiquitin ligase complex. Gene Ontology annotation, biological process: protein ubiquitination. The record is from RefSeq and is a predicted model, not a curated record. NCBI's taxonomy places the organism in Eukaryota, Metazoa, Chordata, Actinopteri, Perciformes, Serranidae.